Messenger RNA from Acanthosepion pharaonis, 1128 nucleotides. The record is from the annotation of a GenBank genome assembly. NCBI's taxonomy places the organism in Eukaryota, Metazoa, Mollusca, Cephalopoda, Sepiida, Sepiidae.
AUGAUUCUAGGAGUUAAAUUAGACUUGUUUGUCUGCCCUUCAAAUGACAUAUUAUUUGUCCUCGAUGGUGCUAUAAACCUUCCUCUCUUUCACCUUGUUCUCUCUCACUCUCUCUUUCGCCCGACCGUUAUCAACCUCCUCUUCCUCUCUUCCUCACCCCCUCCUUCUCCUCCUCCUCCUUCUUUAUUUCUCAUUCUCUUUCAUUCUCACUAUGCGCAUAUUUUCUUCUCUUUUUUCUCUUCAUUUUUCCCAUUCUAUCUUUCGCUCUCUCUCUCUCUCUCUCUCUUUCGCCCGACCACUAUCAAUCUCCUCUUCCUCUCUUCCUUACCCCCUCCUUCUCCUCCUCCUCCUUCUUUAUUUCUCAUUCUCUUUCAUUCUCACUAUGCGCAUAUUUUCUUCUCUUUUUUCUCUCCAUCUUUCCCAUUCUAUCUUUCGCUCUCUCUCUCUCUCUCUCUCUCUUUCACCCGACCGCUAUCAAUCUCCUCUUCCUCUCUUCCUCACCCCCCUCCUUCUCCUCCUCCUCCUUCUUCAUUUCUCAUUCUCUUUCAUUCUCACUAUGCGCAUAUUUUCUUCUCUUUUUUCUCUCCAUCUUUCGCUCUCUCUCUCUCUCAUUUUAGCGCUAUUUCCCCAUUUUUUCAUCCUAUUUUCCUUUUUUCUCUAUUUCAUUCUUCCUUUUUCAUUGUCUUUCAAACACAAAUACACACACUUAUUGUCUUUUUCUUUCAUUCCCCCCCACUCUCUCUUUUUCUUUUAUUCUUUUCUAUUUGGCAUCUUUCCCUCUCACGAUUUCACACUUCUCGUUUACGUCUAAUUUUUUUCUUUCUCCCUAUUCCCAUCCUCUUCCUUCCUUCCUUCCUUCCUUCCUUCCUUCCUUCCUUCCUUCCUUCCUAUCUAUCUAUCUAUCUAUCUAUCUAUCUAUCUAUCUAUCUAUCUAUCUGUCUGUCUGUCUGCUUUAUCUAUCUUACUCUGCUGUGUGUAUCUAUGUAUGUAUCUAUAUAUCUAUCUACCUCAAUGCGUGGAACUCUGGCUUUCUACGUCCUGUGUCUUUCUGCUUUUUCUAUUUCACUCUCUCGCUCUCUCUCUCUCUCUCUCUCUCUCUCUCUCUCUCUCUCUCUCUCUCUGCCUUGA